AUGUAUCAAACUCAGCAGCACAUGAGUGCAGAUGAACUGAACUCAUUUAGGACAAAGUACCGGAAUUUGUCAGUUGUAAUAAUAGAUGAAAUUUCAAUGGUAGGGAAUAAUAUGUUGUCAUUUAUAAAUGAUAGACUUCAACAACUUACUGGGAGAAAACAAGAUUUUGGUGGGAUUAGUAUCAUAGCUGUAGGUGAUUUGUAUCAGUUACCACCAGUUGGAGACAAGUGGAUUUUCAAAGACCUAUCUAAUCCUGGUCAGAGUUUAGCAAAAAAUUUGUGGCAUGAACAUUUUUAUAUGCAUGAACUAACUGAAAUUAUGAGACAAAAGGAUGACCUCAGAUUUGCAGAAAUGUUAAACAGACUUCGUGAAAACAAGAUGACAGACGAAGACAAGGAACUCAUUUCACAACGUUUCAUCAGGCAAGACUCUCAAGACUAUCCUAAGGAGGCACCUCAUCUGUUUAUUGAGAACAAGUUUGUUGAUUGUUUUAAUAACAAUCUAAUAGAAAACCUUUCAACAAAUAAAGUAACUGUUAGAGCAGACACAGAUGUGUUAUCACAGACAAAACUUUCUGCAUCAAUGAAAUUGAAACUAGUUCAAAACUUGCCUGAAAACCCAGCAUCUACUGGACAAUUAAGAACAAAUUUGGUUAUUGCUGUAGAUAUGCUAUAUGACAUAUCAGUAAAUCUCGAUGUUACAGAUGGUUUGACAAAUGGUGCUUCCUGUGUUGUGAAAUACAUUGAAUAUAAAGAAUCGCAAUUAAGGCCUGCCAUAGUAUGGGUACUGUUUGCUGACUCAAGUAUAGGUAUCUCACGAAGACAUCAAUACAGGCAUUUGUUUAGCACAAAUGUUAAUACUGCAUGGACUCCCGUAUUUGAAGCUAAAAGAACAUUUGUUUAUAACAGGAAGACAUAUGAGAGAGUUCAGUUUCCACUCCAACCUUCUGCUGGAAAAACAAUCCACAAAGCACAAGGAGCAACUCUUUCAAAGGCAGUAAUCAACCUAGCACAGACAAAGCAGCGCAAAAUUUCUCAUAUACAUUAUGUUGCACUCUCAAGAGUAAGGUCACUUGAUGGUCUGUUCAUUCUGGAUUUCAAUGAAAAAAGUCUUUCAAAAGAUGAAACUGUUGAUAAUGAGAUGGACAGGUUAAGAGAAAAUAGAUUGCAACUCUCAUAUACACCACUAUACUCAGUAUGUAAAGACAUAAAAUUUUUGUUCAACAAUGCCAGAUCCCUACACAAACACUUCCUUGAUAUAAAAUCAGACCCAAGUGUUUUAGCUGCAGAUGUUAUUGGUAUAGCUGAAUCUUGGCUUUGUGAAUUAGAUUCUGAUGAAGACUUUACUUUAGAGGGUUUUACAAUGUUCAGGAAUGAUGCAAGUUCUUCCCAGAGCAGACCACAUCAUGGUUGCAGUGACGGUAUGGGUGGAUGUUUAGCUAUCAACACAACGAAGACGCUGAACUGUAUAACAUACCGUUGUGAGAGACAUUCAUCAAACUGUGGUCUAGAUUUCUACAGAGGAGGGUGUAAUGAAGGAGGAGAAUGUCAUGACGCGAACAGCACGUGGACUAGCAAAUAUUGUCACGUGAUGAAAUGCAGUAUGGAGGCUGACCAGAAAGGAAGUGCGAAAAUAAGGUCGAAAAUAAAGACAUACGCUUGCAAGUUGAAUGGGAAAUGUUACAAGGAAGGGGAGAUAAUGAACGCAAAAUGUGUAAAGAGACAAUGUAAAGUUGACAGGGGCCGAAACACAGUCAUGAUGGAUGUCAUACAUGCCGACUGCAGGGUGAACGGAUUGUGUGUACCUGUCAACUCUACAUACAGAGAUGGAUGUUCUGUCAAGCGGUGUUAUUGGAGAAAAAACGGAGAUGUCCAUAGCUCAGGAAGUGAUAUUGUAAAGUUUGGAUGUAAGUGGAGAGACAGCUGUGUGAAUGAGAGUGAGAUACGACAAUAUCACUGUACCCACUAUAUCUGUCGUGUAUCUCAGAAGGGACAAUACAGGCGCUCGGAGAUGGCUGUUUACAGUCAAGAUUGCAGGGAUCCUCAAGGAAAUUGCAUUGCGGUAGGGAGCUAUGGUGAGGGUCAAAAUUGUAACAAAUUGAAGUGUGUGUCUAAGAAUGGUAUGUCGCGGCUGGAAAAUGUUGCUACAGGAUGUUUGGAUAAAGAUAAAUGUAGAGAAGACGGAGGAAACUGGACAAGUCCGGAAAAUUGCAUUACUUACGGUUGCCGCUUAAAAAUCCAAAAUGGCCGAACAUACCCUCAAAUUCAAAUUAUAGGCGUCGGAUGUAAAGUAGGCGGAAUUUGCUACAGUCCUGGAGAAAAAUGGGACUCGGGCUGUCUGGAGAGACAAUGUGUUGUUAAUAGAUCAAACAAGGGCUUCUCCCGAUCCGUGACGGCGAAAUUAAGAGGCUGUAAUGUAAAUGGCAAGUGUUUGGAGGUUGGGUUCAAAGAGAUGAGAAACAAAUGUUUAAAUUAUGGUUGCGUUUUGGACAAAAAAUCAGAUCGCCCUGUUUACAACCUGCUUAAAGGAGCGUGUAAAGAUCUAGAUGGUAACUGCCGAGAUGUCGGUGAAGAGUGGGACCACUUAUAUCAGCCUCACAAAAUCUGUCUCCGUCUAAAGUGUGAAUACACAGGCGGGAUUUAUAGAACAUCUUCACUUAAAAUACUAUGUAAAGAUAAAAAUGACAACUGCAGGCAGCAAGGGGAGCGCGGAUUUCCGGCUAUGAUUCGAGGAAAAGAGUACAAAAACUGUCAAUGUAAAGCCUACGGGCGUCAGUCCAGAAUGUCAUGUUCUCCGUAGGCUUUAAACAUAAUAUGCUAAGAUUGCUGAGUCCAGUUAUCAAACCCGAGGGCGUUAUGCUAAGCUUUAUAAUACCUAUAUUAUGGCAUACAUUUGAAUAAUCUUGUAAAAAUAGGUAAAUAAAGUACUCAUUUCCUUGGCUUUGAAAACAAAAUGUCACUUCAAAUCAUCAUUUGUCGUAUUGUAAAUUUUGAAUUUACCGGUACUGCCACUUGGUAAAUUCAAAUUUUUAAAAUGACAAAUUUUUAUUUUGCUCUUUCUAAAAAUUAUUAUUCUAAAAUAUCAAUAAAAGUUAUAUUAUUUCCGUUUGACAUCUUUCAUAUGUUGGAGGAUCUAUACUUGUGAUGAAUAAUAAAGGUUAAGUCUAGCUUAGCGUAACUUGCCCUUUCGAAGUGAGAGCUGGGAGUUCGAAUGGCUAAUCAUUUCUUUUACUAGAUCGAAUCCCAUAUUAGGAAAAAAGUGAAAAAAAAUGUCCAAGAUGUCAAAAUAUCUUUUUGAAAAAUUCAAAACAUUUCUAAAUCCAUGUGACAAAAAUUAUCUCUUUUGAAAACUUUAAUGUUAUAUGUACAUGUAUUUGUAUUAUUUGAAAAUACACUGUAAAAUUAAAAGACAAAUCAUAGAAAAUCGAUAAAGAUAUGCCAACAAACAAUGUUUUGAGUACCUUUAUCCCUGAAAGUUGGGUAAGGUGGUUUCAGAUAUGAAUUACAAUGCACUCCUUCUCAAUGGUUAGA
Messenger RNA from Saccostrea cuccullata (small rock oyster), 3530 nucleotides. RefSeq lists its product as uncharacterized. Bases 1 to 2799 code for a protein of 932 amino acids. The record is from RefSeq and is a predicted model, not a curated record. Gene Ontology annotation, biological process: telomere maintenance; DNA repair. NCBI's taxonomy places the organism in Eukaryota, Metazoa, Mollusca, Bivalvia, Ostreida, Ostreidae. The transcript is spliced from 12 exons. Gene Ontology annotation, molecular function: DNA helicase activity.